AUCCCUCAAUAUUUACUUGUUAAAUACCAUUAUUCUAUAUAAACAAAUUUUUAUUAAACAUUGUUUUAUAUACAACUCAACUUUUAUUAUAACAAAAACAAACUUGAUAACUGUCAAGAAUAUUAGUAAAAAGUAAAGUUCAAAGCUUAUCAAAAUAAAGUAAUUAAUAUUUGUUUAUCAAUAUUGUGACCAAUGUGUUUAACCAUAACCAUUAAAAAUCAAUUAGACUUAUUUCAGUAUGUCUGAACAAUAUAUUUUAAAUUUAAAUAGCGAGGAUAAUCCUUCAUUACAAGUUGUUGGAUUACAUGAAUUGCAGAAGAGAUAUUUUCAAGAUGGCACUGAUGAAAGUUUAAAUAUGACAUCGCUGAGAACGUUUAUUUUAUUAGAAAAAUCAUUGAGUUCAGUAACGUCUUCAUCUGUAAAAAACGAUGAUAAUGCCUACGACACUGAUAACAAUUUACACAGACUAUCUCUAGCUCAUGAGGGAUUAGAUUCAAUGCCGAAAAUAUUGAUUCAAGAAGUAGCACCGACAGUAAAAAUUUUAGAUCUCAGUUACAACGAAUUUGACUCUUUAAACUUCUUAACGGAGUUUAUCAAUUUAAAUUCAUUGAUUUGCGAUCAUAAUAAUAUCCGUGCUAAUUCUUGUAUACCAUUUAUGCCUAAUUUAGAAUUGUUGUGGAUGAAUUAUUGCCAAACUUACGAUAUAUUUCACUUAAUAUGUAAAAUCAGUUGUUCCUGUCCAAAUUUAAAGUACCUGUCGCUAAUGGGGAAUCCCGGAAUACAAACUUUCUUAUUUAACAGGGUGUCCAACUCAGAACGAACGAGAUAUAGGUUAUUUACGAUAUCGCUAUUUCCAUGUUUACGGCACUUGGACGAUCAAAUUGUUUCGAAAGAAGAACGGCAGAGGUCGCAUAAAUUAUAUCAUAAAAACGUUAUUGAUGUGCAAGCUGCCAGAGCCAUGCCGAAUUCUUUACAACGGGUAACCUGCAGUAGUAGGCUCUCGACAAUUUUAUCUCGUCUACGUGGAUUAAAAAACGAGACAAAAAAUUUAAUUGUGUAGUAUUUAUUGUUGUUAUUGAAUGUUUUAUGUAUUUUGAGUACCGUUGAAUAUAAAUAAUUUGUUACUAUUGCUGAAUAUUUUAAUAAAGUGAUUUUUCCAUUA
Molecule: messenger RNA, 1162 nt
Organism: Diorhabda sublineata
Lineage: Eukaryota; Metazoa; Arthropoda; Insecta; Coleoptera; Chrysomelidae
Product: leucine-rich melanocyte differentiation-associated protein-like
Exons: 6
Coding region: 239-1060 (273 amino acids)
Source: RefSeq, a predicted model, not a curated record